Messenger RNA from Stomoxys calcitrans (stable fly), 3356 nucleotides. It is a transcript of the gene Tti1, whose product is annotated as TELO2-interacting protein 1 homolog. Lineage: Eukaryota; Metazoa; Arthropoda; Insecta; Diptera; Muscidae. Gene Ontology annotation, biological process: chromatin remodeling. The transcript has 10 exons. The record is from RefSeq and is a predicted model, not a curated record. Gene Ontology annotation, cellular component: cytoplasm. Bases 101 to 3307 code for a protein of 1068 amino acids.
CCCUGGACUAAAAUAAAACACAGCGAUUGUGAAUGUCGGAAUACAAAGUGUUCCCGCGCUCCUUCGUGUGGCAUAAAACCUAAGUACUUUCUCACGGAAAAUGUCAUCUUUGGAGCCUUUCGUUAAUUCCAUCAAGCCGGCGAUGGAUUCAUUCUUACGGCAGCCUAAUAAAGAAACAUUAUCUAAAUUGGAAAAUGAAUUAGUCCAAUUCAAUUGGACACAAAUGAACAUAUUCAAUGUUCAUAUAUUAAUUCCACUGGUCCUUAAAUUGGAUGAGCUUAGCGAUGACAAUAACGAGCUAAGGUCCGGCUGCUUGGAAUGCAUUACACUUGUUACGUCCAAAGUGUAUUUAAAGGAAUUAACAGCGUUGCGCACCAUGAUGGUGGUAACAUUGAAACAAAUUCGAGAUUGUGAAAAGGCUUCCAUGAGACCUAAUAUUUCUGAAGAGCUUAAAUUAGCGUCCGUCAAAUGUAUAGCUGAGAGUCUUCGCCGCUGUACUACAGACGUAUUGGAACAAUUCUAUUGCCAUAAUUCAUCUACGAUUUUAGGACAAAUCCUCUUGACACUGGUUGACUUGAUUGAAUAUGAAAAAUACAAAAAAAUAAUCAAUGCAUCCUUGGAAUGUCUAAUGAUUGUUUUCUACGUUCAUGAAGAAGCUGACAAAAUGGAUGUUGUUUUACGAAACCAGGUGGCAGAUGUUCUUUUCAUUUUUCUGCCUAAAAUUGUUACCAUCCUGUGUAGAACCGCCAUAGCUGAUGAGAAGAAAGGAGAAUCCAGUAAAAUUAAUUCCAUAAAAGCUCUGGGCAGUAUUCUUUGUGUAAUAUAUGAGGAAUCCAUGGAAAAUGAUACAGGAGCCAAGUACGACGUUGAAUCGUUCAAAAAACUCUUUUCUGUCGGUCAACACAACAUAAACUGUAGCGUUGACGAUGUUUUGGGCCUAAAAAAGAAUCGUGGUCAACUGGAAACACGUAUGAAACAGUUGCAAAAUGAAGGACGAUCAGAAAAAUGGAUGCAAGCAUCGUCCAAGAAAUUGCGCGUUUUAUUUAAUGAGACAAAUAUAUUGCGAUGUCACGUUUCAAAAAAGAUACGCCAAGAGUACGCACAAAUGUGCUGUUUGCUCAUACAAAACUGUGCACAAAAUAACCUUAAAGAGAACUUCAUAUUCUUGCUUGAAAAUGUUGUAGCCUUUACUGAAGACGAGGAUAUCCAUAUUAGAAAUCUUUGUCGUGAUUGCAUUGACCGAAUGCAAAAUGUUUAUUCUACGCUCAAUGUAUUUGACGAGAUCUCUGAGUUACUUUUCGAUGAACACCUGGCCAAAUUGCCAAGAAUUAUACAAAGGGGCGAUGAUGCGGAACAACUUGCCGAGCUAAUGUUCCUAAAAGGAUUUCUUAAAUCAAUGAGUCCCACCAGACUACAAUUAUUGCUUUCCAUUCCUAAAAAUUUGGAUAUAUUUUGUAUGUGUUUGUUGUUAGCCCUUGAAUUGGAGAUCUCUAUGAACUUACUCUUGGAUGAAUAUUCCUUGCGGGACAUAGAUGUUGAAAGUGAUUACAUGGAAGCAAGCAAACUACAUUGGCGCCGUUUUAAAAAUCUUAGUUCUGAGAAAAGUGUUUAUUGUUUGAAAGAUGUUAUCUGUAUAUUAGGCCGUACGCCAAUUUUGAAUCGUUUAAUCACAAAUCACCUCAUGGAAAUGUUGCAGAUGCAAAAUUCGGCUAUUAAUGAAAUACUCUUAGCAAUACUUUGGCUAUCGACAGCAAAGGAAAGAGAUGUAAACGAUUUGGGCUUGGUUAGAAUAUUUGUGGAAGCCCUUUUAGAGGACGAACAUUGGAAUUUAUCUUUGGAGGCAGAUAAAAUAACAAAACUAAAAACGAACAGGCACACAGAUUGGUUUGUUGAUCGCACCCCCGGUUUAUAUGAAUCUGCAGUUGAAGUUCGAACACAGGAUUAUGAUUCUGAUGAUGAAACUGAAGGCGCUAAUGAUAAUGUCACCAUUGCCGAUGCUGAGUUUAAUGUCUUACACACAUGCAUUGUUAUGGAUUGUUUAGGGCACUGUGCCUUAUAUAUUGGAGAACGAUUUGAUGGUUACCUGUUUCAAGCCUUGCAUAAAGUCUUAUUGAAGCUUGCUCAUAGUUAUGUUUUUGUUUACCAAGCGGCAAUUUUUGCGUUGGUUGCCAUACAACGAGCCCUACGAUUCAGUACGGUUUAUCAACUCAUAGAAGUUAAUACAGACUAUGUCACAUAUCACCUUAACACACUGCUGAGAAAGUCUUCAGGUAGUAAGUCUGCGGUUGAUAUUUUUACGGUUAUACUGCAAUUUUCUUCCCCCAACACAUUUCCUCAUAUGGAAUCAAUAUUCGAAACAAUUUUCGAUGAGUGUUCUAAAGCCUGUCAAGCACAAAGUAUAGUCUCGUAUCUCAAAGUGUUUAUGGCAUUCCUAGGACAUAUAAAAAAAUGGCUACACUCGUGUCAUCAGCAAUUUCACGACACUGCGCCAUUAGAAAGAGGAAUUGCAAUUACAGCACUCAAAAGUACCAAUACAGCUGAUUCUUGGUUAAAGCUGUUAGAAGAUACAGAACAAACUAUUUUAUUAAAUACUGAUAUCGAAACCGCAGAAGAUUUUACUGAGCAAUCAAAUUUUACAGCGGACACUGAACAUGAUGAUAAAUUACUUCCUCGCUAUAUAGAGGUUGUUAAGACAAUAUUGUAUCAAGUCGUUAAAUUUAUAAAUUCAUCGGAUCAAGAUUUACAAAUCUUAUCUUUGGAGUGCGUAUCGAGUGGCUUACCCCUACUGUCGGAUUAUGAAAAUGAACUACUUCCGUUAGUGCAUCUAAUAUGGUCCCCUUUUGUGGAGAAGUUUCGACAAAGAAACGCCUGCGUCUUAAAUCGUUGUUUCACACUGCUAGAGGUUCUAGCAAAAUGUUCUAAAGAUUUCAUAACGAAGAGAAGCUUGGAUGAAGUUAUUCCUUUUCUCAACGGAUUUUUAAAAGAGGCUGCUCAAUCUUCUUGGAACAAAAAAAUAACCGCUCACACUCAGGAAUACAAACUUCAGUUAAAACUUUUAAAUAAUUUUCCCAGUCUUAUCGCUGCCUUAAAUUUGGAUGGACGAUAUUUAAACGAAAUUUCCGAAACAAUUGCAUUGUACUUAUCCAAGCAACAACCUGAGGAACUUCAAAUAAAAGCUUUAAUGUUUUUUACAACUCUGCGAUCACACAACGGCCCAUUAAUAUAUUCAGUUGCCGCUAAAAAAUCUCAUUUAAAUUCGUAUGAAGAAAAUGUAAGACGUAUUUUGGCAGAAUUUUGUGUACAUUAAAAACGCCUGUAGGCACAAAGUCUAUAGAAAUAAAUUGUUCUGAGUUUAA